AUGCUUAUACUCUUUGGGCUUUUGUACUUGGCGAGUGGACAAUUGGUGCGGACUCAAGAUGCCACAGGUAGCCGUUUCGUGUGCAAUGCCAUUCCUCCUGGCGCGGAACCGGGUUGUGGAUACGGUCAAACAGGGAACCGCAUCCCGAGCAGUUCCGUGGAGGAAGAGCUUCGAAACACGAUCAUCCAGCUCCGGGAGACCAUCCUGCAGCAGAAGGAGACUAUAGUGAGCCAGCAGGGCACUAUCAAAGAGCUCAACUCCAAACUGGCGCGCUGCGAGGCAGCUACAGAUGACUCCCAGAGCAAGUCCCGAGGUCAGGGCUCCAGACGCAAAGACUACGGCAAGAACACGAUGGGCGACCUGCCUCGGGACCCUGGUGACACCAUCGACCAGCUGGGCAAGACCAUGCAGAGCCUGAAGGGGCGGCUGGAGAGCCUGGAGCAGCAGAGUCUUCGCCUGCCUAACUCCUCCUCCAGCGUGUCCCUGUCCCACAGUGUGUCGUCCGCCCUGGCCCCCCUACCUCCUGAGCUGAGGGACGUGCUCCGACAGAGGCUGGGAGCUCUGGAGACACAGCUGCUGCGCAAAGUGGCCGAGCUAGAGGAGGAGAAGAGCCAGCUGUACAACGAGACCGCCGCCCAUCGGCAACGCACCGAGAAUGCCCUCAACGCUCUUAUGGAACGCAUCACCGAGCUGGAGAAAAAUAAUAAUGCCUUCAAAUCACCUGAGGAUUUCAAGGUGUCCCUGCCUCUUCGUACUAAUUAUUUGUAUGGACGGAUUAAGAAGAGCCUUCCGGAAAUGUAUGCCUUCACUGUCUGCAUGUGGCUCAAGUCCAGCGCUAGCCCUGGCAUUGGAACCCCCUUUUCCUAUGGUGUCCCAGGACAGGCUAACGAGAUAGUCCUCAUCGAGUGGGGCAAUAAUCCUAUAGAACUUCUUGUUAAUGAUAAGGUGGCCCAACUGCCCCUGUCUGUGAGUGACGGCCGCUGGCACCACAUCUGCAUCACGUGGACCACCCGGGACGGCUUCUGGGAGGCGUACCAGGACGGGGAGCGCCUGGGUACCGGGGACAACCUGGCCCCCUGGCAUCCAAUUAAACCAGGAGGGGUCAUCAUCCUGGGCCAAGAGCAGGACAUCGUCGGAGGCCGCUUCGAUGCCACCCAGGCGUUUGUGGGUGAGCUCAGUCAGUUCAACAUGUGGGACCGGGUGCUGCGGCCGGUGGACAUUGUGGGCCUGGCCAACUGCUCUGCGUACAUGCCCGGAAAUGUGGUGCCCUGGGUGGAUGCCAACGUGGAGGUGUUCGGGGGCGCCAGUAAAGCUCCUCUGGAAAUCUGCGAAGACCGGGCAUUUGACUCAUAG
This is a messenger RNA of Periophthalmus magnuspinnatus, 1353 nucleotides long. Its product is annotated as neuronal pentraxin-2-like. The transcript is spliced from 5 exons. The record is from RefSeq and is a predicted model, not a curated record. The coding region runs from base 1 to 1353 and encodes 450 amino acids. Lineage: Eukaryota; Metazoa; Chordata; Actinopteri; Gobiiformes; Gobiidae.